UGAUGAGCUUUCUAAGAAGGCUCUUAAAAAAACAACAAAAAGAAGUAGAAAAAGCAAUAAAAAAAGCUGAACGUAAAAGUCAAAAAAUAUCGUUCAAGAAGAGGAUAUAUCAAUUGGAAAAUAUGGAGAAACAGGAUUAAUACAAAGUAAAGAAAAAUAUGCAGAAAGAAAAUUUAUUGAUAUUAAAGAUUUGAAUCCUAAUUUAGAAAACCAGACUGUCUGGUUAAGAGGACGUUUGCAUACAAGUCGUGCUAAAGGUAAACAAUGUUUUAUUGUUUUAAGACAACAAUCUUAUACAAUACAAGGUUUAGCAGCAGUUAAUAACAAAAUUAGCAAACAAAUGAUUAAGUUUAUAUCUAAUAUUACUAAAGAAUCUAUUAUGGAUAUUGAAGCAGUUGUAAAACGUGUCUCUUCUCAAAUUGAGUCAUGUACUCAAAAAGAUGUAGAAAUUCAUAUUGAAAAAGCUUUUGUAAUAAGUAUUGCGAAACCACAAUUACCUUUACAAAUUGAAGAUGCUUCAAGACCAAUAAAAGAAGAAGCUGAUGACAAUAUUUUGAAUAUAAAAGUAAAUCAAGAUACCAGAUUAGAUAAUAGAGUUCUGGACCUUAGAACUCCAGCAAAUCAAGCUAUAUAUCGGGUGGAAGCAGCUAUUUGUAAAUUAUUUAGAGAUAUACUUACAAGUAAAGGAUUUGUUGAAAUUCAUACACCGAAAAUAAUAUCUGCAGCAAGUGAAGGUGGUGCAAAUGUAUUUACAGUAUCAUAUUUUAAAGGAAAUGCUUAUUUAGCACAAUCUCCACAACUUUAUAAACAAAUGGCAAUAGCAGCUGAUUUUGAUAAAGUUUUUACUGUAGGAGCAGUUUUUAGAGCUGAAGAUUCUAAUACACAUAGACAUUUAACGGAAUUUGUUGGUCUUGAUUUAGAAAUGGCAUUUAAAUAUCAUUAUCAUGAAGUAGUUGAAAUUAUUGGACAGUUAUUUGUAGAAAUGUUCAAAGGUCUUCGUAACAAUUAUGCUGCUGAAAUCGAGGCUGUACGUCAACAAUAUAAUGUGGAACCAUUUAAAUUUUUAGAUCCACCUUUAAAAUUAGAAUAUAGUGAUGCUAUUGAAUUAUUAGCAGAAGCUGGCGUAAUUUUGGGUGAAGAUGAUGAUCUUUCUACACCAGAUGAAAAAUUAUUAGGAAAACUUGUUAAAGCAAAAUAUGAUACAGAUUUUUACAUCUUGGAUAAGUAUCCAUUGGCGGUAAGACCGUUUUAUACAAUGCCAGAUCCAAAUAAUCCUAAGUUAUCAAAUUCUUACGAUAUGUUUAUGCGUGGCGAAGAAAUUAUUUCUGGUGCACAACGUAUUCAUGAUCCUGAACUUCUUAUAGAACGUGCAAAAUAUCAUGGAAUUGAUUUAGAAAAGAUAAAAUCAUAUAUUGAUGCAUUCAAAUAUGGUUGUCCUCCUCAUGCUGGUGGUGGAAUUGGAAUGGAACGUGUUGUUAUGUUAUAUCUUGGUUUAGACAACAUAAGAAAAGUUUCAAUGUUUCCUCGGGAUCCUAAACGUAUUACGCCAUAGAAUUUCAACUUCCAAAUAAUAUAUGCAGUAAUAAUAUAUUUAUUAAAUUUUUAAUUGUUUUAUUGCUAAGAAAAAUUAAUAAAUGGAUAUUUUGAAUGUU
Messenger RNA from Apis florea (little honeybee), 1652 nucleotides. It is a transcript of the gene AspRS, whose product is annotated as aspartyl-tRNA synthetase. Gene Ontology annotation, biological process: aspartyl-tRNA aminoacylation. Gene Ontology annotation, cellular component: cytoplasm; cytosol; aminoacyl-tRNA synthetase multienzyme complex. The record is from RefSeq and is a predicted model, not a curated record. Gene Ontology annotation, molecular function: RNA binding; aspartate-tRNA ligase activity; ATP binding. NCBI's taxonomy places the organism in Eukaryota, Metazoa, Arthropoda, Insecta, Hymenoptera, Apidae.